UCUCUUAAGACGACAGCAUUAAAAUCUUGGUCCUCCACAUAUGGGUACUAGCUUAGGGUUUGAGAAUUAAAUUGAGCUUACAAAAUGGAAGCACUUGUCUGUAGGAAGCUCGGAGAUCCAACAACAUCGGUGCCCAGCGAUGAUAAUUCUCCGGUGGUGCUGAGUAAAAAUCAUCCGAUUCCGACGUUGGAUUCUCCGACGUCGGUCAGAGUUCAGAUUACAGCUACAAGUUUGAAUUACGCCAAUUACCUUCAGAUUCUAGGGAAAUACCAAGAGAAACCUCCUCUUCCUUUCAUCCCUGGUUCUGAUUACUCUGGAAUCGUCGUCGCUGUUGGCUCCAAAGUUUCCAAGUUCAGAGUCGGAGAUCGCGUUUGCUCCUUCGUUGGCGUCGGUUCUUUUGCUCAAUUCGUCGUUGACGAUGAGUCACGACUAUUCCGAGUACCUGAUGGAUGCGAUCUGGUGGCCGCUAGCGCACUUCCGGUUGUGUUCGGGACCUCGCAUGUUGCCCUUGUACACAGGGCCAAGCUGGCUCCUGGACAGGUACUGUUGGUUCUCGGGGCAGCUGGAGGCGUUGGCCUAGCUGCUGUUCAAAUCGGUAAGGUCUGCGGUGCAGUUGUUAUUGCAGUUGCAAGGGGAGCUAAAAAGGUAGAGUAUCUCCGGUCUUUGGGCGUCGACCAUGUAGUAGACUUAAAUCAUCAAAACGUCAUUGAAAACGUGAAGGCCUUCCUCAAAGAAAGAAAACUUAAAGGGGUCGAUGUUUUGUAUGAUCCAGUUGGAGGAAAGUUGACAAAAGAUUCAAUGAAACUUUUAAAUUGGAGCGCAAGCAUUCUUGUGAUCGGGUUUGCCAGCGGGGAGGUCCCUGUUAUUCCCGCAAAUAUAGCUCUUGUUAAGAACUGGACGGUGCAUGGACUUUAUUGGGGCAGCUAUAGUAUACAUAGACCCCAAGUUCUUGAAGAAUCUAUGAAUGAGCUAUUAUCCUGGUUAUCAAGCGGAUUGAUCCGAGUUCACAUUUCUCAUAUUUAUAGCCCACUAGAGGCCAACCUUGCCUUUUAUGCCAUCAAGAACAGAGAAGCUGUUGGGAAAGUAGUGUUGGUAUUUGAAGACAAGACCAUGAAAUCGAAGCUUUAAGGGAUUGAACAGGGAUUUGAGGAGGAAAUGGUAACCAUAAUUGUACUGAAACUCAAGCUUUCCUUUUCAUUACUUGCUGAAAUAAGUAGACUUCGAAAAUUGUAAACUCAAGCUUCCGUUUUCCAAAGAAAUAAGGCUUUGAAACGUAGAAGAAGAAGCGCAUUGUGUA
This is a messenger RNA of Cucurbita maxima (winter squash), 1297 nucleotides long. Its product is annotated as quinone oxidoreductase-like protein 2 homolog. The transcript has 6 exons. The record is from RefSeq and is a predicted model, not a curated record. Gene Ontology annotation, molecular function: zinc ion binding; oxidoreductase activity. The coding region runs from base 85 to 1128 and encodes 347 amino acids. NCBI's taxonomy places the organism in Eukaryota, Viridiplantae, Streptophyta, Magnoliopsida, Cucurbitales, Cucurbitaceae.